UCAUUUCCUCAACGCUAUCUAUAAACAGUGCAACAACACACACAUUCACAAUCUCAAAACAAUCUUUGUUUAGACAAAUUAAAAUCUCAAGUAACUUGAAGAAUAAGAAGAUGAUGAUGUUGCAUAAGUCCCUUGCCAUCUUUGGCUAUGCAUGCCUCUUCAUGGCCAUAACUUCCACAGCUCAACUUCCUCCGGUGCUCGACACCGACAGUCAACCUCUACGACGUGGUGUCGAGUACUACAUAAAACCUGCAAUUACCGAUGUUGGGGGCAAUCUCACCCUAAAAAGUCGUAGUAACGCUCCAUGCCCGCUCUUCGUUGGCCAAGAACCAGUAACUUCGACAAAUAUCGGUCUCCCGGUCACCUUCACUCCCAUUGUGGCAGGCGAAGAUAUAAUUGAAGAAAGUAGAAGUUUGAACAUCGUGUUUGAAGCAUUGUCAACGUGCGUAACAUCGACACAAUGGAGAGUGGAUGAGGCGGAGUCUGACACCGGGAGGAGGUUCGUGGGGAUUGGGAACGACGAUGGUCCUUCUGGGAUCUUUAGGAUUGAUAGGAACAAUGGAGUUUACAAUAUAGUAUGGUGUCCUGCGAUGAUGGGGAGGCCAAGGUGUGGAAGUGCUGGGAUUUUGGUUGAGAAUGGAGUGAGGCUGUUGGCUUUGGAUGGUGAUGCUUUUCCUUUUGAGUUUGUGAAAGCUUGAGACCAAAAUGGAACAACUUGGUUUAAUUUUUAGUCUUCUUUAAGGGAAAAGUGUUUCUAAUUGGUUGAAUUAAUGAACUACUAGAAUAAUAAGUUGAAAUAAAAGCUCUUCUAAGGAUAUAUAUAUACUUAUGUUAUUUCUUUUUGUGAUUAAUGUUUUAUGAUUUAGCAUUUUGGAUUAUCUCACAUUGAAUAUAUAUGUGUAUAUUUAAAGAGUUUA
Messenger RNA from Benincasa hispida (wax gourd), 917 nucleotides. Lineage: Eukaryota; Viridiplantae; Streptophyta; Magnoliopsida; Cucurbitales; Cucurbitaceae. The record is from RefSeq and is a predicted model, not a curated record.